This is a messenger RNA of Biomphalaria glabrata, 9974 nucleotides long. RefSeq lists its product as uncharacterized. Gene Ontology annotation, molecular function: protein binding. The transcript is spliced from 33 exons. Bases 420 to 6773 code for a protein of 2117 amino acids. The record is from RefSeq and is a predicted model, not a curated record. NCBI's taxonomy places the organism in Eukaryota, Metazoa, Mollusca, Gastropoda, Planorbidae.
CGCCCCCAGUGUGUACGCGAGGGCCGCGAGGUGUGGAUUGUCCCCCGUGGAUGAGUGUUGAUUCGACUCACAUACGUACAAACUAAAUGUGUCGCGAAGGAAAUAUUUCUGAUCAUCUGUGAGCCGGCCUGGUACACGCUUCUAUUUAAGUUCUGUUUUUCUUUUGAACUUGUAUGAGUGUGUUGGAGAGAUCUAGUCUUAUCAAAAACACAGAAGAUCAAAGCUGUGUGUGUGCGUGUGUUCAAUACAGAGAAAGAUAUGUUCUGUUCAAUUUAAAGUUUUGUGUUCAAUUUGAUCUGUAUUGUAUUUCUGGAGUGUUCAUUGCAUGCCAAGACGAGCUAGCAGACAUCCCUGUCUGAUGGGAGCACCGCUAGUUGACCAGCACCACCUGGGGGUGUAAGAGCCGUCCAGCAAUCAGCAUGUCUGGCUGGGCUAGUCUUUCUGGAUACCUGUCCAUCAAGCCGGGAGGUGGAGGUCUCAGUCUUUUGAAGACGAGGAAACGCCUAUGGUGUGUUCUAGAGGAAAGUCAGGGGAGGCUCCUUUAUUUUAAGAAUGAAGAUGAUGCACGGAGCAAGGUCCCCAUUGGAUAUAUUGAAAUACGAGGGGCCGCCAUUACACUGGAUAUGGAUAGUCAUAAUCAGUUUAUUAUUAUAGUGGAUGGUAAGGAGAUACAACUGACUGCUGAGAAUCACGAGUCGAUGAUGAUCUGGCUCAUGGCACUACAGGCGAGACGAGACCAGUUUGCUUUGGCCGAGAAGUCUCGGACGUCCUCCACGUCUACUGAAAAUGACUUCGACCUUGACCUCAACUUCCUGGAAGUGGUGGAAUCACGUGAGAGGGUAGGCUUCGAUCUUAACCUCUCCGACCGCUCAGAGAGGUCGUCUGCCGCUAUGGACGACAUCUUGGCCAAGAAGAGGCUGAACUACAUCAGGAGCGCAUCAGAUUUAUCCAUAGUAAGAACGACAACUGAAUUAAAACCAACACCGAUGCAUCAACCAAGGGCACAUAAGCCACUAGAGGCGACACAAUCAUUACAAGGUCAGUCACUUGUAGCCACUGUUGGAUUCCUGGGAUUGAGUCCUGAUUGGCGGAGAAACCAACUCAAGAAAAUGGGUGAUACCAUUGAUAACUCUCACCCCUCAGCUAAAACAGUAUUUGAGAAAGAUCGUUCGCUGUCACUGCCCCCACUCUUGGAAGAGAUUAGCAUCAUUCAAAAAGUAGCAGAGUCUGCACUUAGCCAUCUGCAUUCCGGGAGCCGUCAAUUGUCCAUGUCCAUGAGGGCUCAGAGAAUGACCCAGAACGAUGUGAUCUGGUCCACCCAAAGCAGCAGCAGUAGCACAGACAACAGCGAUGACCUGUACAUGGGCAGUGGUCAUCAAAGCGUAUCUCGCAGUGCCAGUGAUAAGGAUUCAGAAACCAUUGCUAGUACUGCACCACAGGAAGAGACGUCUCAGGCUGAGGUUCCGGAUGAUGAAGGCAGAGUUUCUGACUUAGAGAAAGAACUCAUAGCCACCAAGUGUGAACUUGCCAAAGUACUAAACAAACAGUCCUGUUUCCAAGAAAUAUUGAAACAAAAAGAUGAAAUAAUAGAAGACCUGGAUGAGAAACUAGGCAACAGAUCUUUUAACAGUGAAGGUUAUGACAGUAAGAAAAGAGGCACUGCUGUGAACAAAGAACACCAAGAAAGAGUCAGAGUUUUGCAAAACCAGAACAGAUUUUUGAAUGAGGAAGUGAGACGACUGGCUAAACUAAGAUCUCAGGAACAUGAUAAAAUUAAAAUACAGGAAAGCAAAGUCAGAAAGUUAGAGGCAGACAUUGAAGUUUGGAAGCUGGAGUAUAUCUCAUUAAUACAAUCAAGCAUCAGAUUUACUGGCACUGAUACAAUGGAUGAUGCUGAGUUGUCACUCUAUGGUGGAGACAGACACAAGAACAGAAUCAUAUCUUUGUUAGAAGAAGCCAGAAAGAUUAAUCCUAGUCUUCCAACCUUUGAACUUUUGUCACGUGGAGAGGUGCAUGUUGAUACAUAUGGUUUUAAACAUCAUUUCUCAGACGAAGGUUUAUUGCUACACUACUUGUGUCAAGAGUUAAGUCAGCACUUCCUAUGUCAGGCCAGCUCUUAUGAAAAACAUCAAAGAAAUUGGCUCCAGUAUCUCAAGAACAAUACCAAACAAUUAAUGGCAAAUAAAAAAACACUAAAAGCAUUAGUGAGGAAUGGCAUCCCAGAUGUACAUAGAAAGACAAUGUGGAAAGCAUUUGUUAUGGCUCAAGUAGAAGAUAUUAUCAUAGAGAAGGGAGCUCACUACUUCAGAAGUUUGUGUAAUUCCGUUCCCGACUCUCCUUUAGCAGCAAGAUACAGAAAACAAAUAAGUUUAGAUCUAAUGAGAACAAUGCCGACAAAUGUGAAGUUUUCUACGCAAGGUUGUAAAGGGAUAAUGGAUUUGCAGGAUGUCCUACUAGCAUUUUGUAUCCACAAUCCACAUGUCGGAUACUGUCAGGGAAUGAACUUUCUUGUGGCAAUGGCUCUAUUGUUCAUGGAUGCUCAGGAUGCAUUUUGGACACUUGUGGCUGUGACUGAGCGCUAUCAUUCUCCCUCCUAUUUUGAUCACAAUCUCUUGGGAGCGCAAGCUGAUCAGGCAGUCCUGCAUGAUUUGAUGUCAGAGAAACUUUCAGAGCUGGCUAAACAUUUGGAUGCUAUUGACAUUGAGAUUUCUACUGUCACUUUGAACUGGUUUCUUGCUUUGUUCUUCGAUGCAGUUCCAUUCCCAACUUUGCUGCGGAUCUGGGAUUGCUUCCUGCUGGAAGGACCCAAGGUGUUGUUCCGCUUCUCUCUGGCUAUCCUGCACAUCCACAGCAAGGAAAUCAUUAUGAAGUGUGACACCAUCAGCGUCAUGAGACAUCUCAAAGCUUGUGCCAAAAUAACUUAUGACGUGGAUGGUCUUGUAAUGGCAGCUUUCAAAACAUUGAAACCAUUCCCACGUCGCCAGGACAUAGUCAGCAAACAGACUUGUUACUUAAAUGCCUUAAAAGAGAAAUACAAGUGGCGAGACAUGCAGAGAGUGACCUAUGCUGAGAGAGAGAAUGUGUACUUAAGUAUGGAGUGUGAUGCAGAUAAAUAUACUGGAUUUGAAUGUUGUACAGUGACAAAACCAGGUGAAGCUUGGGUUGCUUACAGUGAUCCCCCUUUUGUCAAAAUAUGUAUAGUAGACUGUAAGGAACAAACUAUGACAGACACAAAUAUUAUAUUUGAAACACGAGUGUUGUCUAUGGUGUAUGCUAAUGAUGAUAUGGUUUUAAUUGGGACUCUGUCCUGGUUUGUGUUCUCAUACAGCCAGUCUACUAAGGAGCUACUAUGGCAGCAGAGACUACAUGAUGCAGUAUUGUCAAUGCAAGUGUAUCAAGAUGAAGAUGGUGACAAAAUGUACAGACUAUUUGCUGGUUUAGCUGAUGGAACUAUUGCUGUUUUCGAGGCUGUGAGCUCUCAGUGUACCAAUUAUGACCUAUUCUAUCUACCUGUUGGUCAGUCUCCAGUCACCUGCUUGCAGGUCCUAGGCAAUAAACUUUGGUGUGCAUGUGGAAACAAUGUCUCAAUUAUCAAUGCCAGUACUCUCGAUCCCAAAGACAGAUUCACAGUAUCCACUAAUCCCUAUGACACCAUACUGUCCCUUGUCCCUGGUCUUCCAGGUGUCUGGAUCUCUGUCAGAGGAUCUUCUGUUCUGGAAUUGUGGGAUCCUGAGAACAUCACUUGUAAAAUGCUGUACGAUACCCGUACAGGAAAGUUUCCAAAUCUGAGAAAAGAAGAUGAAACUUAUUUUAAUGCUGCUAGAAUCACAUCCAUUCUCUCCCUAGACUACAAUGUUUGGGUAGGAACUGGGGAGGGCAUUCUCAUCACCUUUGAUGUUUUCUCUCAAGGGCAGAAAACUCCAUCAGAAGCAUCAUCUUUCAUGGCGGAAGCAUUUUUAUCGGGUGACUUGGAACUUCAGUCAUGGCAGUCUUCCUCACAAAAGAGUGAUGUUGAGAGUCUUGCACGGCUUGUGGAAGUGGAAAAACGUGUGAAAGAGCUUAUACAUAGGCAAGGCACAGAUGGGGAUGAUUCCAUUGACCAGAGCAAUAUGGAUGAUAGCAAUAGUUCAUAUUUAGAAAUAGAGCUCCCUGGAAUGGAUUCAGACCUUAAAAACAUAGGAAUAAAUUCUAGAGAAAAUUCUAUGCCUAACGUAAAAGAUCAUUUUGAUCAAAGAAAUAUCUUCUCUCACGAUGUGAAUUUUGAGAACAAAAUGGAUCUCACUAAGACAUGGUCAGCUGAUUCUGCCCACACCGAGUUUUCUAUUAAGACCAACACAUCAGGGGUCAGCUCCAAUUAUAGCCAUCACUCUGAUAUCAGUGAUACCAUAGCACCAGAUGUUGUUUCAAUGUACGACUCAGGCUAUGCCCAGCCAAAAGAACCAUUCAAAAACAUCCAGCAGGUGACUGUAAUUCCUGUGGCUGAGAAACACAUUGCAGAUGUCAUUCAUUUAAACUUACCCAUACAUAAACAUGAUGAGGUGACUACAAGACCUAGCAGUAAUGAAGAUAAAACAUGUAAAAACUAUCCCCAAGAUAUUUCCAAUGUAAAUAAGGAUAUUGUUGUUUGCUAUGAGAAAAGAGCAUCAAGAAAGUCAGCAGACAGUGGAAUCUCUUCAAUUCAUGAGAAAAUUACAAAAGAAACAGAGCAAAGAUUUGAGAGCUCUGUCAAUGGUCUAUCAUGUACACCACAGGAAAGUACUGAGUGUUCAGCAGAGCUUGUUACAGACCUAAAUAACGAAGUGCCUGACUCACCUGACUCAAUACACUUUCAAAGUGAAGAAAAUGAUGAAGUAUCAAAAACUAAAGUAUUCAUUCUAUCUAAUGAAAGAAGUGUUUCUUUAGAGUCUAAUAAAACAGCUGAGUCAGAUGAUGUGUUUCAAGAGAACUCUAUUAGGGAUGGAGGUGAUACAACUAAUAAAGACACAACUACUAAUAGCCAAGAAGAGAUAGAUUUAAAAGACAACAUUUUAACAGACAAUACUUUACAGAAUGACAUUCAUCUGAACUUAACUUAUGAAAACAAUUUGGCCAACAAGUUUAAUGGAGACAUCUUGAGUGAAACAAACAGAGACGCCUUGAAUGGUCACUUUGUUGAGGAGCACAUCGAGAAGACUAAAUCCAACACUAUUCUUAGAAGAGUGCAAAGCCUUAAGAAAAACUUCAAAGUUGACUUGAAUCUCAGCUCUAAUAAAAAGUCAUCUAAACUUAAAGACAAAUUUACAGACCAAACUAAUCCCAAUCUCAGUCAACACAUCUCAAGUUCAGUGGGAGAAUCUGUUGUGGUCACAGAAACUCUUGAAACUCAAGACAUUAAUCACAACCUAACUUCACCAUCCUCUGUUUCAAAGGAACUUGUUACUUUUGAUAUAUCAGAUUCUCAACAAGACGCUGUGCAUAAAUUGUCGAAUUCAUCUACCACACCUCUUGAAAUGCUGGUAGAUGCUGACAAAAACAUUCCUGAUAACAAAACAUUUCCCCAAGAAGAAAAUGUGUCUAGACCUUUAAAUGGUGAGCCUACAUAUCUUCAAAGCAAUGUUCGUCCUCAGAACACAAACACCCCCAACUUCACACCCAGUGAAAACAGUGCCAUGAAACAUCCAAUAAGUAGCCAGCAAGAAGAAACAGAGCAGCUAAGCAUUGAUACAAAGUUUUAUGGGGACUCUGAUGAGGACAGUGUUGUCCAUGAAGCGCGUGUUCAGUCAUUCAAAGACAGCUACAAGAAAAUGUCCAACGCAAAUUUAAAAUUUAAGUUGUUAAAUGACAUUAUUCCUGAGAAUGCAAAUGUACAAGUUCAGAAAGUUCAGAGAGCCCCCAAAUUGUCUGGAAAUAAAGAUAGUUACACUUCCUCAGAAACACAUUCUAAGUCUUCAGAUUUUGGAUCCUUAUAUCAUUCAACUGGAUCACCUAAGAAGCCAUUAUCUGUGAUUGGGAGACAGAGCUCUGAUGCAAGUAUAAUAUUAGGAAAUAUUCAACCCAAAGACCCUGAUGCUCAGUGGCGGCUGGACUACACCAAUAUUCAUGUUGACACUGACCUUGAGGGCUCUGUCAUGUCAAUAGGAAUGCAUGAUGGGCUGGGCGGUGAUGUUGACUCUUCCUUACCUUCAAGCAGACGCCUCAGUUGUAUCAGUACCAACUCUGAUUUGAAAGAUCAAAGAAUGAAUCAGUUUCUGAGAGACACUGCUAGCUCUUACAGUUCUCAUUUGUGUCUGUCUUCUGAAGAUGAUAAGAUGAUGGCAUUUCUGUCCACUCCAAAUAUGAGUGACUGCAACUCUGCUGGCUGGUCUUCUUAUGAUGACAUCUCUACACCAUCACAGGACAAUGACAGUGUCAGAUACAGAAUGCCUAGACCCAGUGCCUACAACAUGGAAAGUAGAGCCACCAGUAUCGCCAGUACGCUAGACCUGUAUGCUGGUGGCACAGACCUGGCACUAAUGAGUAAAAACAAAAUAUCAGAUAAACCUGUAAAAUGGCUGCUUUCCACUCAAAGUGAAGGGAGACCUGUAAUACUUAGUUUCUCUGGAUCACAUUCUGAUGACGAGGCUGCUCUACUUUGGUCAAGGGAAGCCAAAGAGACACUUUGGACUAAUGCUCCAAUACUGGAAUAUAAUCCAACCACCAAAAGGGCCACUCUGCCCAGCUACAUGAGGCCGCAGUUGGCCAGCUCAGCCCGAACAAGUCCACGCAUCAAAAUAACAAGCCACUCUGGAACUUGAGGCAGACAACAUGUAGCAGACAAGGCAUUUGCUUUUCACCUGGAACACAAUGGUGGGUGUUUAAAUGACUUAAACUCUGUCUGUUCAAGGGUUAGCAUUGAAUGAAUUUCUACAUUAGUACUUAACUAAGUAAAAAGACAUCAUUUGUUUGUAAACUACUGAUAUGUAGGAAACUUAUUUUAAGAACAUAUUACCUGACAGUCACAAGUAAUGCUGUUUUAUAUGUUACAUACAUGCCAUAUACUGGCGAAUACUGAACCUUGUCAACCUUUUAUAUUUACAUGAAAGCGUAUGAUGGCCAUAUUUAUUAGGCUUUAAGUGACAUGAAGUGUAUUCUUUUUUUUGAAAUAAAAGUGUCUGGAAAGUCAAUUGUGUUUUAAAUAUAAAUUGUAAAAUAUUUAUUUGUAUAUAUAACAAUGACAUGUAUAGCUUAAAUAUGAAGUGUUACUUUAUAAAUGAUAUUUAUGUUUACUUGUUUUUAAAUCAUAAAAAUGUUCCUGCAAUUACAUAAUGGAGAUUUUGAAAUUAAAUAUCACUAGAUCCAGUUUUUAUAAAUUCUCAAAUGAACUUGCAUUUUUGUGCACAAUUCCAUUCUUUAUUGUAUGCUGAAUAAUAAUAAAAACACACAAAGUGAACUUUAUUUUUUGUCCAAAAUAAUAAAGACCAAAAAUAAUGUAUAUCUUUAGAACAACAAUACCACACUAAGUGCCUCAAAUGUAAUUGUAACCUACAUUCUAUUUUAGUGGUGUAAUUAAAAAAGUUUUUUUUUUUUUUUAUUUUGUAGCCCCUUUCAAUUCUUCCUUCGUUUUGUUUUUUAUUAUUAUUUUUAUAUUUUAUUACUUGUAUAUUAGAGAUUUUUCUGGGUAUUUCUGUAUUUUGUAUUUUUUACAAAUGUGGGUGUAAAUAUGAAGGAGAUAACUCUACAUAUAACUGUCAAAGUCAACUUCUAUUAGCACAUUAUUUUAACUCUUUCCAAACUUACUUUAAAGAAUAAAAAUAUUGUUAAUGACUUUAAAAAAAUGUUUUCAAUUUUGGAUCUUUAAAUAAAUGCUCAAAUAUUUAUAAUGUGAUCAUAAGAUAAGAUAAUGUUUUUUUUUCUUUAAAAAGAAAUUUGAAGUCUAGCAUUAUUACAAAGUGUUUUUUCCUGCAUUAUUAUUAUAAUGAAAAAAAAACCCCACUACAGACUAUUCCAUGGUAUUGCAUUUUACAGAGCAAUAGAGAUAAUGCAUCUCAUUUUUCACUUAUGUAGCAUGUAAAUAAAAAUAAUUGAAUUAUUUUGACAAUUCAAUCAGUGUUGAUAAGUUAUGAUUGUUGAUAAAUAAUUGUCAGAAUUUUGUGAUAACCUGUGAUGUUUGUAAAGUUAUACUUAUAAAUAUUCUAAACAAAGGAUAUUGGUGUGUAUCUUAAUUAAGAAAGAUGGUUGUUGUUUGUUUCAGUUUAUUUCACAAUCAUUCAUACUGUGAUAGCAUUUGCUGCCUUAAGAUCCCACUUGAAAUUUUUAUUCAUAUGGUUGACAUUUUUUGAAGAUUCCAGAGUUAAAAAACCUCUUGAAGAUUAUCUACAAUAGUCAAUUUGUUGAUUUCUAUAAAUAUAAAUUUUUGUUUACACAUUUUUUGUCAAAGUCAAGGAAAAUUAUUCUGGAAUUCAUUGCAGAAUUGGAAAACAAUAUUGAUGGAAUUUUAUUUUAAUUGAAUAACAAUUAUAAUAAGUCUAAUAAACAAUUUAAAACUCAUCAGUAGAAAUAGGAAAAAAAAAGUAAAAAGUCAUCUAUCUCUAUGUUGCAUCCAUAUCAUUGUGUGGAUAGGGCUAUAGCUACUCAAGAUUUUUUAGGGUGCAAAAAAUAGAAUAGUCAACAUUGAAGACAAAAAUAGAGUUUAAACAUUUCUACAUAAAAAGAAAUAAUAAUUGUUUUCUUAUUUUCUUUCUUGGUGGAUUCACAUGUUUUAUUCUACAUGAAUUUCAUGUCUUUCUUUUGAACUACUUAUGUUUACAUAUAUUCUAUGCUCCGAAAACACUCCCCCCUCUCCACAUUUCUUGUUUUACACAAGCAUUAAUAACAUUUAAUAUUUUGGCCUGUACAUUUGUAAUUUACCUGGCCAUUUGGCAUAGCUGCCAAAUCUCAAAGAAUCCUAGAUAAUUAGAACAAACAAAAUGUUUCUUUGUCACAGGCUUCACCAUUAUGAUUACUAUGAAGUAAGAUCAUGCUUUCUUACUAUUAGGGGCUAGAUAUAAUAGUAUUAACAUAGUAUAUUUGUCCAUUAUGUUCACAUUGUUUGGAACUAAACAGACCAAUGGAUACAAGUUUCUGUACUAUGUAAUUACUGUAUGAGCCACAGGACCAGUUAUGGACUGAGACAAUUAGCUAAAGGACACAUUAGUCAAGGUGUAAAUGCAGUCAAACGUAUCCAUUUCUUCCCUAAAUAAGUGAUGCUUAUAUUUUACUUUGUAUCUGAAGAUGAUGGCAUACUCAUUUGUUGUUGUUUUUUUUUUGUUUUGCUGUGCAGCGCAAUGUUUGAUUUUUAUAUUGGGUAUGAAUAGUUUGAGUCUUAUUCAAAUGCUUGAUCUGAAUGUUACAUAUAGUUUUUUAUCAAUAAAAAGCAGGUCAGAUAUUUCUUCGGACUUAAAGGAAAGCCUUAUUAUUAUGAUUAUCUUAUAAAUGAUUAAAUUGAAUCUUUUUUUUUAACUUAAUGUUAAAUUGUAGAGAUAGCAAAAUAAUAUAAUUGAUUUAUGGAGCUUGAACAUUUCGUGUAUUAUUGUCAAUGUAAUAAAAGAUAUUAAUAUGUUAUCAAACUUGUUGGUCACUAACGUAUGUAAAAAAAAAAAAUGUUGUUGACUUUGUAAUUUUUUAUUUUUUUUUCAAGGUAUGAUCUUCCUUUUUUUUUCUCAUUUAUAAGAAAAAUACUAGAUCUUCUGUUCUGUUUAGUUUUGUUUUUUUUGUUUGUUUUUUCACUAAAAUAAUUAAUUUGUAUAUUAUUAGUCAAAUUUAUUUGUUCACCAUCAUUAGCUUAGAAAAGUAGCAAAACUAUCAAAUAAAUGUUUUUGUUCUAUGACAGUCUACUUCAUUGACAUACAUAUAAAUCUGAUUGUUCAUUUUUUUAAACUAGUCUUUUUGUAACUGUUCAUGUUAACUGUCCCUUCCAUUGAUGAAUCUCAUUCACAAUUCGUAUAACAAUGAAAUUAAAUAAAAUAUUGUGAAAACUA